Tigriopus californicus is the source of this 3328-nucleotide messenger RNA. RefSeq lists its product as uncharacterized. Gene Ontology annotation, molecular function: ligand-gated sodium channel activity. Gene Ontology annotation, biological process: sodium ion transmembrane transport. Gene Ontology annotation, cellular component: membrane. The record is from RefSeq and is a predicted model, not a curated record. The coding region runs from base 422 to 2548 and encodes 708 amino acids. The transcript is spliced from 3 exons. Lineage: Eukaryota; Metazoa; Arthropoda; Copepoda; Harpacticoida; Harpacticidae.
UUUUCUUUUUCCGAAUACAUGUUUCGAGCGUCCACUUUCUAACCGUUAUCUCCGACUCUCUUCCGAGAAAAUGGCCUUUUCGUGGUCAUAACGCAAACUUUGCCGAGAGAAAACUCCUAAGGGAGAGUGAACGAGAGAGGAGCUGACGAAGGCCGCCCCGAGUCUUUGAGGCGAAGUCGGGAGCUCGCUCUGAGUCUUCGUUUUUUGUUUCAUCAUCAUAGGUUGGUGAUUGAUAUCUGCGAUGACUCCAAACUGGGGAAGUCAUUUCACGAAGACCCACCAAUAAUAGGGUCGAAGAGACCACUCGUUUUUUAAGAACAUUAAUCAAGACAGGGGACAAAAAGGCUGUUAUUUUUCAAGUGAGUUGCUCCUGGAAAGUGGCUUCAACUCGAUUACUAGAAACCCUACCAAAGGCUUUACAAUGACUGAAAACAACUUAAGAGAAAAUGUGGCGUUUCUCAAUGUAGACAGAGAGACCCCGAGGACCAAAGAGGUCAUCUCACGACGAGAUUCCAAUUAUGGCGAACUGGCCUUGGGUGUGGCCUUUCGGGAAUUCUGUGCCUCGACCAGUUUACAUGGGUGGCAUCACCUGAACCGCGUGAGCUCCCACGGGCGUUUUGUGUGGUUGUUUAUUGUGGUGGCCUCUCUAGGCGUGGCCUCGGUGUUCUUAUUUACAGCUGCCCAAGACUUUACGACCCGUUCGGUUGUCACAACCAUCGACACUACCACGGCAUCCCUGAACAAUGUGUUCUUUCCAUCUGUGAUCGUGUGCAGCAUCAACCAAAUUAAAAAGUCCCUUUUUCGACGGUUGAAACAAACUCAUCCCAAAUUGGAGAUUGAUCUUCUGUAUCAUCAAUUCUACACGGGAAUUAAUAGACCUCUAACCGAAGAGGAGCAGGAAACCAUCACUCAAAUCGCCACUUCCGAGUUCAUGGUGACCCGAUUGAUGCAACAUUGGUCCAUGUUCUUGUCAUCCAACACUACCAACGUGGAUAUCUCUAAAGAUGAUUGGCUGGAGUUCCUUCAAAAUAACAGUGACUUUGUGGGAUCGUUCGAUUAUGUACGUGAUAUGGCGGUCGAAAAUCCUGGCGAGAGCUCGGUGCUUUUUGCGAGAUAUGGGAACUUUUCCAUGAAACCAAAUGGCACCAAUUUCCUGCCAUUCUUUGGGACAGAUAUUGGCUUUUGUACCCUCGUCAAGCCUCAGCUGACAUUCAAUGAGAGCCUGGAUCAUUUGAGUUUUAGUAGCAAAAUGUUCGGACCCAAGGGGCAAAUGGACUCGUAUAGCCGGCAAAUUCCCCUCGGAGCCAAGGUCGGCAAAAGUAACGGGUUGACCUUGCUGUUGGAUUCCGAGACCUUCGAUUACACUUAUCACCAUCACGCCUCCGAAGGUUUCAAACUGGCCAUUCAGCACCAUUUAGACCAACCACUGAUGUCCAUAAAUGAGCUGGAUAUCACACCGGGUUUUGAGUCGCAAGUGGCCGUCACACCCGUUCUUUACGACACCACCGAGGAUGCCCGAGUGCGAUUCAUGCCUGAAGAGCGUGGUUGUUAUUUCGAAGGCGAGGUUACUCUCAAAUACUUGCCCAAGGAGUUAUAUCGUUACGAUAUCAGCAACUGCUUGUUCGAGGCCACUUAUGAGAAGGUGUUGGAGAUCUGCCAAUGCACGCCCUAUUUUCAUUGGGCCGGUUUCAAUGAAUACCAACGCUUCUGUCAAGGCGAGGGUCUAUUUUGCAUGAACGAUAUCCUGUCCAGGAUUGGAGAGUUUAAUGAGGUGUUGGUCCAAGAGACUGACGAUCGCAUGGUCCGAAAAAAGUGUCUAGCCUCGUGUCAAGACCAACAGAAUCAGAUUGCGGUGACCACGUCGAAGCUGCCGAAUCGUCAGACGUUCGUGGAACGUCCAGAGUUUUGCAUUUUGACCGAAAAACUCCAACGCUCUUGUUCCACCCAAUGGAAGAAGUUGGAACUUGAUCUCCAAUAUCCCAAAUUGUGUGAUCUGCUCGAUUCUCUGAAACAACAAGUUCGCUCAGAUCCAGCCAUAGUCGACGAGACAGUAUGCGCUCAUAUUACGAGACAUCACGACCCUUUCAAUGUCAACAAGUCCUCCCUGGCCCAUUUGUUUCUGGAGACGUCUUUUCGAUACGCCCGGGACAAUCUCGCUUUAGUUCAUAUUUACAUCAAACAGCCCGUAGUCACCAAGAUAGUCCGGGAUCAGCGCAUACCUGUGAUCUGGUUCGUCGCCAACUGUGGCGGGAUCCUGGGUCUCUGUAUGGGCUUCUCCAUCGUGACUGUAUUCGAAGUUCUCCAUUACCUCUUCACAUCUCUGUUCCAAAUCAUCAAGUCCAAAUUGCCAUGUGCGGGUCGAGCCCGGCGAUUGCGCCGUUCUCGACGGGCCGAAUCCAAGAGCGGGAAUGCCAUCUCAAACGGACCCAACACUGCCAUUGUUGACCUCGAUCCAGAUCCUGAAGUGAACGGAAAGGCUUCACAAACCAUGAAAAUGGGAAGUGAUCCACAAGAAACCAAUGGAAGCCUCUCUGGAACGGUGCUUUGAUUGUAUCAUAAGGGCUGAAGUUGUAAAUUGGGCUUGGGCGGACAUGUUUUUGGGACAAGAACCCAUGAUGAGUGCCAAGAAAAAAUGGUUUCAUACAAGUACAGAUCUACUGAUAUUCCAUGUAGAUCCUCACAAAAAGACCUGAAUAAGAGAGGCGCGCCUUAAAGAAGGAGAAAACGAGACUUUUAUGGAAAGUUCCUCUUCUUUGCUCGAUCGACCGCGAUGAAAUUAUGGCCUUGUCUAUUUUCUGAACAGGCUCACUCAGUAAUUAGAAACUCUGCCUCCUGUUUAGGAACAACUUUUUUGCGCCCUCUGUUCCAAGCCAAGCAAGUGGUUACACAAGCGGCAAGUUUUUAUUCUUAAUAGCUAAGGAACUUCAAGCACUUGUGCAUUUGAAUUCAAGAAACAGGAACAUUACUGUGUGGUUUUGAAGACCCUCAGAGAACCCAUUAAACGUCCUCCUCCGGAUUCGAAUGCCUGGACGGAAUUUAGAGUUUUAGCACCUGAAAAUGAGCUUUCAUCACAUUAGUUUAAUGCUUGGUGGAUCCGUAAGAAGAUGGUGACGAUAUAAAGACAAAUGGAGUUUUUCCUCACUUACCCAUCACGUGGUUCUAGUUGAUUUUAGGGAGCGACAGCUUAUGAGCAAUUGGAAACUGUUCUUUAUCUAGAGGGAAAGAUGAAGCUUGGGAAUGAUUUUUGCAAUGCUGUACGGUUUAGUAGGAACCUGAUGUACCGAGUAAUGUGCCAAGCAUCUAUUUUCGUUACAACUGCUUGAAUAAA